GUCAUAUUGGCAAUUGCAAGCGGUGGGACAAUUCCUUGGCAUCCAGUCGCAAAUAUUGUUCUUGGCCUGCAGUGGAUUGCCGUAUAUAUUUAUUUCACGCCUACACCAAUCAUGAUUUUUUGAUUUUAUAAUUUAAAAGGCUGAGUGUAGUAAGAAGGAGUAAAAGGAAGUGUUACUUAAUAAACGGUACAAGAGCAGGAAAACAUUCGGUGUUAAAAUGAACGCGUUAAAUUGUCAUACACACAGUUGUCUGGCGUGCUCUCUCAAACUACUUGGGUUCUUCAUAAUAUUCAACACGCUGACACUGUCAUAUCUAACGACAAAAACAAUCGCAUCACCACAAAUUGCAACUACUUUAACGCCGGCUGUGAAUCCACAACAUCUGGACAAUUCCGCUUGCAACGACGCGCGAUGUAAAUGCAAUAAAAGUCACAAUCUUGAAUGUAUUAUGAAAGGAGUUUUUAUAUUUAUUGACAUCGACGUGCCAGAAGAAAAUAUCACAUCGAUCUCUACAAGCUGUGCGGUGAAUACAACUGUUCAGGAAAUAGAGGAAAUGCAGAUCCCUUUCCGCUUUAUGCAUAAUGAGGUGGAAUUUUCUGUGCACAAUUGUGCUGUAUUGCCGGAAAUAUUGAGGCGCGCAAAUAUAAACUACGGAGGUUUUAUCAAAUUCGACGGCGCUUCACCUGUGCCAGCGCACUUUUUACACAACGCGGUUGGUUUGCAGCGGUUAUGCUUUUAUUUGGAAGGUAAUAACACCGCUGAGGACAUAUUGCCCGCACAAUUUUUUCACAACCAAAGCUCAUUGAAAGACCUUGAGUUAGAACUGUAUUGUGAGCCUUAUGAGAUAACACUACCAUCGCAAAUAUUCCAUACGCUCUACGGGCUGGAGGUGCUUUUUGUAAGCGUUAAUAACGAUGACAAUCCAAAAAAUAAAACGGUGUUGCAUAAUUUGACAGCGGAACAUUUUCGUGAUACAUCGAAAUUGCGUAAAUUAGACUUGAGAGGUAAUUACAUGCAAACAUUGCCAAGUGAACUCUUUGCAACGCUAACUAAAUUAAACGAAUUGACUUUAUCAAGAAAUGAUUUGGCGGCGCUGCCAAGUGGUUUACUGCGCGCGCAAGGGAAACUGAUAGUUCUUAAUCUUUCUUAUAAUCUGUUGCAGGCACUACCACCUGACAUCUUUGAUACGACCCCGCUUUUGUGGAAGCUUGAUUUGAGUUAUAAUCAAUUUAGUGUGCCUACAAAUAUUAUUGCUGCUGUCCAACCAUUGCGAUAUCUCUACAGACUAUUUUUGAGUGACAAUUACUUUACGCACAUUACGGGGGUUGGCGAGUUUGAAAAUUAUACAUUACUCUCGCGUCAGCAAAUUAGAGAAAUUAGUGCUGCGCCGGCUUAUUUUCAACGCUAUUUGGAGCCGCUGUCGAGUGAAUGGGAACCGUAUAAUAUGACUUUAGUCGAUCUAAGUUAUAAUCGCAUUGAAGCAUUUCAUUUAAGUGAGAUCAGUGCUGCUGACGUAAAAUGUCCAUAUGAGCUCAAUUUCAGCAAUAAUCAAAUAAAGCAUAUAUACGCAUUAAAUCAUUUACCGCAAAAUGUUGGGAUGUGUACGCGCAAAAUAUUAUUAGAGGACAAUCCACUGCAGUGCGACUGCACCAUAUCUAGGAUCUACACCACAGCUUAUGUGGAGUGUGUUGGGCGUGAAGGCAGCGAGAAUACAUAUUUGUAUGAGAAUCCCGCUAUUUGUGCCUGGACUCCAAGCAUUUGUCCCACCGCUUGCAAUUGUCAUUAUGACUCGCAAACGCUGCACAUCAACUGUACACUCGCGCGUUUGGAGAGUCUUACCGAGUUGCCGCGACCAGAGCAGGUUUCUUUGACACAGAGUUCGCUUGAUAUUUCGCACAAUCUCUUUUUCGAAUUACCUCCGAAUGUGACCUUCGGUUAUGCCAAUGUAACGCGCUUGUAUGCGGCACAUAAUCGCCUAAAGAAUAUACAAAGCGCGCACUUGCCGCCGCAUUUGGAAGCGCUUGAUGUGCGCAACAAUAGUUUAGAGCGCUUGAGCGACAGUUUUAUACAAUACUUUCUCAAUGAGAGCGUCACUUUGCAGCAACUAUAUCUCUCUGAGAAUCCAUGGCAUUGCGACUGUGGCGCUGAGCAGACGCUGAACGCCGUGCGUACGCAUCGUAAGCGCAUAUCCGAUGUGGCGCUCUUGGCUUGUGCUAAUCUAGAGAAUAUCAGCUUGCUGCAAGCGCGCUACGAAGAUGUAUGUGUGUCUGAAUCAAUGCGCUUGGCGUGGCUACUUUUCAGCAUAUCACUGGUAAUCAUUGUGUUCAUUAGCCUAUUGGCGCUUUAUUAUAAAUAUAAUUUGGAGAUCCAUGUGUGGCUGUAUGCGCACGGUAUAUUUCUCUGUUGUACAAGCGAACAUGAGUUGGACAAGGACAAAACAUUCGAUGCAUUCAUAUCGUAUGCCCAUCAGGACGCACGUUUUGUUAAUGACAUUCUAUUGCCUGGUCUCGAGCAGGGUGAGCCACAAUUUAGUGUCUGCACGCAUGAGCGCAAUUGGUUGGCGGGCGCUUACAUACCCGAACAAAUAAUUGAGUCAGUCGCUCAAUCGCGUCGUACGAUUAUUGUUCUCUCACAAGACUUCAUCGAAUCGGAUUGGGCGCGCAUGGAAUUCCGCACCGCUCAUCAGUGUUCCUUGAAUGAACGACGCUCGCGCAUAAUUAUAAUAAGGUAUGGUGAGCUUACUGACUUGUCGAAGCUCGAUAAGGAAUUACGCGCCUAUUUAACUAUGAACACCUACUUGGAGUGGGUAGAACAUCCAUGGUUUUGGAGUAAGUUGCGUUAUGCAAUGCCACAUCGCAAGGGAGAGGUGCGCAAUGCCGGUAUGCUUGAGUUGAAUGAACGUCGGAGAGUGUAUGUAAUUGGCGAUGUAGAGCGGAAUACGUAGCGCGAACGAGAUGAAUAGUAAAUGCAGUAAUCUUGGGGAUAAUAAUCUAAUAUUAAAAAAAUAUCCAAAAGCAUCAUAUCUAUUUAAUAUUUUAAGAUUCAAUGUAUAAAAAUAUUUUCAAUAAAUUUUUGAAUAUUUUUAACUUCUUA
Molecule: messenger RNA, 3093 nt
Organism: Zeugodacus cucurbitae (melon fly)
Lineage: Eukaryota; Metazoa; Arthropoda; Insecta; Diptera; Tephritidae
Product: protein toll-like
Exons: 2
Coding region: 218-2944 (908 amino acids)
Biological process (GO): toll-like receptor signaling pathway; immune response
Cellular component (GO): membrane
Molecular function (GO): protein binding; transmembrane signaling receptor activity
Source: RefSeq, a predicted model, not a curated record